GGAUCCGUUAUCGAUUACAAUUUAGAAUUAUCGCCAGAUAUUAAUCUGCAGCAUCGUAUAUAAAUCGUUAUUUCCACGAAACUUCUCAAGUUGUGCCCUGAUAGUCGUACAACCAUGUUCAUCAAGAGUAUUCUUGCCUCUCUUCUCGUGCUCCAGGUUUGCUGGGCCGUCCCCACCGGUAACCUACAUCCCCGUAUCACCGAUGGUGUCGCGGCCUCCCGAGGCGAAUUUCCGUACCAAGUUUCCAUCCAAUAUGGACAGCCACCCCUAGUUAAAUUCAGCCACUCGUGCGGUGGUUCCAUCCUGAACGAAAGGACUAUCUUAACCGCUGGCCAUUGUAUCCUGAAUAACAGAAAAGUCAGAGUCGUCGUUGGCAAAUACGAAUUGAACGCGGAGGAAUCCACUCAACAAGUAGUGAAUGUUGCCAGAAGCGUCGUUCACAGUGGAUACAAAGGUGGCGUCGCGCAACACGACAUUGCUCUGAUGUUCCUGAGCACUCCCUUGAAACUGAACAACGCGGUCCAACCCAUCAGUCUGCCUACGCAAGGACAAAAACAAACUGGCCAAGCUGUUCUUUCCGGAUGGGGAUCAACCUCGAAGUCCAUGUUUCCUAGCAUGCCGAAAGUUCUUCAAAAGGCUCUCGUACCCAUCCUCGAUAACGCCGACUGUUACAAACAGCUCACGUCUCAACCUGUCUCCGGACAGAAACCUGAACUGUUCGAUACCCAGGUCUGCUCUGGAAUCGCUGGCAAGGAAGUGUCUGCUUGCUCUGGUGACUCUGGUGGCCCACUCGCCCAAAACAUUGGUGGAAAACAUGUACAAGUUGGUAUCGUUUCAUGGGGUAUGAUGCCAUGUGGAUCUAGCCACAUGCCUUCCGUGUACACACGUGUCUCGUCCUACAUUGACUGGAUCCACUCCCACCUAUAAUAAAUUUCGUUUCGACCCUGUGCUCUCGAUUCUCCUCGAAUAUUCGACAACAAUGUUGAGAACAAAUAAUACCAAAACAAAAAAAUAAAUAAGCAAAUAAUAC
Molecule: messenger RNA, 1030 nt
Organism: Frieseomelitta varia
Lineage: Eukaryota; Metazoa; Arthropoda; Insecta; Hymenoptera; Apidae
Product: trypsin-1-like
Exons: 4
Coding region: 115-927 (270 amino acids)
Biological process (GO): proteolysis
Molecular function (GO): serine-type endopeptidase activity
Source: RefSeq, a predicted model, not a curated record